UCGAGGGGCGGGGCCGCGGCGUGACGUCAGAGAACAAUGACACCGCCGCCGAGGGGGCGGGUACCCAGAGACAGCAGAGGCGGGGGUCUCCCCCGGGGCCUGAGACUAGCGGAAGACGUACUGGCCCGGCCAGGGCCGCUGCCUGAUUGCCGAGGCCCGCUUGGGAGCGCGGACGUGCCACGCAGCCUCGAGGAUACCCCCCCCCCCUCCGCCUCCUGGGCAGUGAUCAGCGCGGACCCUGGGCCAACGCGGGAGCAGGCCGGAGUACCAUCCUCCCCAACCCCCAUUUUAGAACAUCCUUCAGAGGGCUUCUCUGACCUCGGCUUGAACUCCUUCAGGGUUGGCGAGAUCACUCCUUCCACCACCGGAGGGAGAAGAGGCAAAAUGAAUUUGCCAGCCCUGAGUUCAUUCUCAAAGCUACGCUAUUCUGACAGCCAGCAAACUCAGCCUGGAUUCCUGAGGGCUCAGAGGACUGCAGCUCAGGCUCUGCCUGCCUCCUGCGAUGCAGCCCUCCCAGCCUUCCAGGCUACAUCUACGGCCACCUGCUGGGAAGCCUCUUCUGAAAACUCUAGCAGAUGUGCUGCCUACCUGGUCUUAACCCCAUAUGCUGCUGUCCCCAUAGCAUUGUCAUCGUUAAUACUAUUUGUGUACGCAGCUUAUCUCACUGCCAGACUGAGAGGCAGCGCGGGCUUGUUGAAAGAGCGUGGACUUUGGAGCCGCACGACCUGGCCCUGAAUCCCAGCCCUGCCACUUAGGGCUGUGAGCCCUUGGGAGCUUACACGCACCACCUCUUGGAGCCUCAGUUUCCUUAUCUGUAAAGUGGGGCUGGUGAUAACUACUAAGGUGGUUUGACCAUUAAAUGAGAUUAGAAAUGUAAACCUCCUUUCCUGUUCCUGUCUGGACUCUCAUCCUCUUAGGGACAAAGAUUGUAUCCAGUGCCUCUUUGUAUUCUCCUGAUUAUAACAAUAACAGUGUAACUAUUAACAAUGGCAAACACUCACAUAGCACUUACUGUGUACAAGGUAUUAUUCUAAGAACUAACAUAAGUUAACUCACUUCAUUCUCACAACAACCUGGUAGCCUUGGAACUAUUAUUAUUCCUGUUUAUAGAUAAGCAAUCUGAGGCUCAGAGAGGCUAGAUAACAAGCCCGAAGUCACACAACUAGUUAGCGGGAGAGUUGAGAUUUUAAUCCAGGAAAAUCUGCUCCAGAGCCUAAGCUGUUGAACACUGUAUCACAUGGCCAUGGUACAAGGGCUUCGAGGGGCUUCUGGAGUGGUAUGGGAGGGUGAGUACCCAUGGUGCACCCUAGCCUGUGGACAUCUUUGCCCUGACCUGUGGGGUGGGAGUGGGGGUGUACUGAGAUGCUCCUGGUCUGCCCUCCAGGACCUCCCAACAUGUGAAGUGGUUAGUACUGAUGAGAGGUAUGUCUCUAGGACCUUGGGGGGAAGGGGACGAAGAGGCCACUAAUGGACAAGACAAUCAGAGAAGGCUUCAUGGAAGAGGUGGCAUUUGCCAUGGUCCUUGACAGAUGAAGAGGACUUGGACUGGGAUGGACAAGACAAUAGCAGGAGCAAAAGUGUAGAGGUGGGAGAGGUACAUUAGGGCUCAUUUAGGUGUCAGGCUAGACAUUUUCCCUCGUUCUUGAGGGUGGGAUGAAGCAGCCAGGGUGAACAUGGGGAGGGGUGUGUCAGUUGCCCAGUCUGCGCUCAGGAGGGUAGAGCGAACUCUUUUAGGGGCCUUGGAAGCCAGCACAGACCCUGAAGAGCUGAGAGCUGAUUGGCAUUUUGCCUCUCUAUAAUCUGCUCUGAGAUUCCUGAAUUCAACUCUACUUCCUGCUCCCAUUCCUCCGGUUCUCCGAGCCUCAGUUUCCCCACCUGCAGAACGGGCAUGAAUAAUGGAUCUUUUGAGCUAGUUGAAGGAUGAA
Hippopotamus amphibius kiboko is the source of this 1925-nucleotide messenger RNA. RefSeq lists its product as uncharacterized. Lineage: Eukaryota; Metazoa; Chordata; Mammalia; Artiodactyla; Hippopotamidae. Bases 37 to 735 code for a protein of 232 amino acids. The transcript is spliced from 3 exons. The record is from RefSeq and is a predicted model, not a curated record.